GCACCUGCCGGAAGUUUAACAACCGGAAAUUCCUUUUUCACCAUAUUCGAACCAGUACACAAAACCUAAAAUGCCAACAGAAGCAGUAGAGAAACCUGUCGAAGAGACAAAGGUUGAAGAUGGAUCUGGAUCAGGGAGCGAAUCUGAAAGUGAUGACUCCACUGGAAUACCAGAUCUGGAAGAAGGAGAUGUCUCUGCUCAGACAAGUCAGGUAGCACAGGCUGCAGGUAUUCAAGAAGAGCUUGUCAGUAGAGCUAAACAGAGUAGAAGUGAAAAGAAAGCAAGAAAGGCAAUGUCAAAACUGGGUUUAAAACAGGUAACCGGAGUAACACGAGUUACAAUCAGGAAGUCCAAAAAUAUUUUAUUUGUAAUUAACAGGCCAGAUGUAUAUAAAUGUCCAGCAUCUGACACCUAUAUUGUAUUUGGUGAAGCAAAGAUUGAAGAUUUGAGUCAGCAAGCACAGAUGGCAGCAGCUGAAAAGUUCAAGACACCAACCAACCCUGCUGGUCUUGGAGAAGAUAUCGCCAACCCUGUUCAACAACCCAUCCAAGAAGAAUCAGAGGAAGAGGGCGAGGUGGAUGAAUCUGGAGUAGAAGCUAAAGACAUUGAACUUGUGAUGUCCCAAGCCAAUGUAUCUCGAACAAAAGCUGUGAAGGCACUUAAAAAUAAUAAUAAUGAUAUUGUGAAUGCAAUUAUGGAGCUGACGAUGUGAUGACUUUCUAUACCUGUGUUUCUUUGUGUUGCCAUGUUUUGUCAUAAUAUUUAUGUAAAAUGAUUCUUUAAAAAAAGUAUCAAAAAUCAGAA
Messenger RNA from Mytilus californianus (California mussel), 804 nucleotides. RefSeq names its product nascent polypeptide-associated complex subunit alpha-like. The coding region runs from base 71 to 712 and encodes 213 amino acids. Gene Ontology annotation, biological process: protein targeting to membrane. NCBI's taxonomy places the organism in Eukaryota, Metazoa, Mollusca, Bivalvia, Mytilida, Mytilidae. The transcript is spliced from 7 exons. The record is from RefSeq and is a predicted model, not a curated record. Gene Ontology annotation, cellular component: cytoplasm; nascent polypeptide-associated complex.